AUGGUCAACUUGGAAUUGUUGGAUUUUCUUAUAGAAAGCCAUGCUCAACUUGUUGCUGAACCUGUGAUGGGGAACAUGGAGGAUCUUUUUGUGCUCUACAAGGGAAUCUACAUCGCUUCUGGGGAUGAUUCGUACUCACUUGAAAGAUUUGUUGAGGAUAUAGACAGUAUAGCCAACACUUCCAAAGGCUCGAUCGUUUUUGAAGAGAAUAGACUGUUAUCGAUAGAAAAAUCAUCCCAUAUAACUAAGUACAUUAAGCUCAUAGAUGUGUACUUAUUGAACUUGCUGCAUGAGCAGUUAGUUCCAAGCAGUCGUGUGAAUCGUACCAAGAAUUCAAAAACAGAUGCCGUGGAAUGUGCACCUGCUAGCUCAUCAAAUUUGAUGGACCGUUUAAUGGUUGCUUUAGAUUCAGCAAUAGAGAUAAAAAGCGACAUAGAGUCACGGAAGGAAAAGGUUUGGAACCAUUAUCUGUUUUCGAAACUAGAUGAACUAUUAACAACUAACGUGGGGUCAAACAUUCUCGGGAAAGAGAGAGCCAUGCACAAUACUCCAGUUGCCGAGUUCAUUCCUAUCUGUGCGAAUACAGAGCAUUCGUCAUUACUAUCGACGUUAUUGUACAUUGUGAAUAACAAAAUAGUCUCUAUGCAGACUACUAAACUUAGUAAAUGUGAAGCACAAUGUCCUGGUUUCAAAGAAUGUCUUUUGAAUAACAUUCAUUAUGUGUCAAAUCUCAAGCCACAAACCGACCUGACUCUGGGCGAUUGUUCCUAUCUGGAUACAUGCCACAAACUAAGCACAUGCAGAUAUGUUCAUUAUCUUCAGUAUAUUCCUCAAAGCUUGAAAGAGAGAGUUUCCAAAGAGAGUCAGGAGAUGAAUAAAAUCAUGGAGACCAAAAACAGUAAGAUAUCGUAUUACACGCAUGGUGAAUGUUGCUCAUCGUCUUUCAAAACAUUAUUGCCACCGCAGUGGAUCUGUUGUGACGUGAGAAAGUUUGAUUUCAGAGUUUUGGGUAAAUUUUCUGCAGUGAUAGCUGAUCCUGCCUGGAAUAUCCAUAUGAAUUUGCCGUAUGGGACCUGCAACGACAUAGAGCUUCUGGAGCUGCCCCUGGAUCAACUGCAAGAGGAAGGGGUCCUGUUUCUAUGGGUGACGGGUAGAGCUAUUGAACUGGGGAAAGAGUCCCUAACCAAUUGGGGCUACGAGGUAGUGAACGAAAUCGCGUGGAUCAAGACCAACCAACUGAGCAGAACUAUUGUCACGGGCCGAACCGGCCAUUGGCUUAACCAUUCAAAGGAGCACCUCCUCGUGGGGAUCAAAGGGAAGCCAGAAUGGAUCAAUAGAAAUAUCGAUCUCGACCUAAUAGUCUCCAUAACCAGAGAAACCAGCAGAAAGCCAGACGAACUGUACGGAAUGGUGGAACGCAUGGUCGGCACACACGCCCGCAAGCUUGAGAUAUUCGGCAGGAACCAUAAUGUCAGACCAGGGUGGCUCACCAUCGGAAAUCAACUCACAGGCAAUUGCAUCCACGAGAUGGACGUCCAAGAGCGCUACGACAGCUUCUUGAACUCCGCCAGCGCUUGA
Molecule: messenger RNA, 1578 nt
Organism: Tetrapisispora phaffii CBS 4417
Lineage: Eukaryota; Fungi; Ascomycota; Saccharomycetes; Saccharomycetales; Saccharomycetaceae
Gene: IME4
Product: mRNA (N6-adenosine)-methyltransferase
Exons: 1
Coding region: 1-1578 (525 amino acids)
Cellular component (GO): RNA N6-methyladenosine methyltransferase complex; nucleus
Molecular function (GO): mRNA m(6)A methyltransferase activity
Source: RefSeq, a predicted model, not a curated record